UGGUUGUCGUGUUUGUGUUGAACAUAACCUACAAGUGUAUCGUAUCGGCUUUAUUAAUGAUAGAAAUUGACAUUCUUUAUAAUAUUAUAAUAUAUAUAUAUAAAGGAAAUUAUUUAAAUAAAAAGAGAAACAGAUAAAACCUAAGGAUGGAUGCAGAUCUUUAUGACGAGUUUGGUAAUUAUAUUGGACCGGAUUUAGCAUCGGAGAGUGAAGAUGAAACCGAAUAUGGAAAUAUUGGCGAUGAAGGAGAUGAUCGAGACAGAUCCGAUGAGGAAAUGGAGGAAGACAAGGACGAUAUUCGCGAUCAAAUGGAGCAAAAUUCAACGGCUGUUGUUUUACACGAGGAUAAACGAUAUUAUCCUAGUGCAUUAGAAGUUUACGGUCCUCAGGUUGAAGUUCUGGUGCAAGAAGAAGAUGCUCAACCUUUAGAGAAACCGUUAGUCGAGCCAACGAAGAAGCCGAAAUUUCAACUGAAACAACAACAACUUCCGGACACCUCGUACAAUAUUGAAUUCCUGGCCGAUAUGAUGGACGCACCACAUUUAAUACGAAAUGUCGUAUUACUUGGACAUUUACAUCACGGAAAAACGACACUGGUCGAUUGCCUAGUGAGACAAACUCAUCCCUACAUUCAUUCAGUGACCGAUGAGAAACCACUGCGUUACACGGACACCCUCUUCACCGAACAGCAAAGAGGCGUCUCGAUAAAAGCCGCCCCGGUUACUCUUCUUCUACAAGACGUUAAAUCGAAAUCCUACCUUUUGAAUAUUUUCGACACUCCAGGACACGUGAAUUUUUCCGACGAGGCAACGGCGGCAAUUCGCCUCUCGGACGGCGCAAUGUUAGUCGUUGACGCCGCCGAGGGUAUGAUGCUGAAUACCGAACGCCUAUUGAAACACGCAAUUCAGGAGAAAAUUGCAAUCACCGUGUGCAUCAAUAAAAUCGAUCGACUAAUAUUAGAACUAAAAUUACCGCCACUAGACGCGUAUUAUAAAUUGAGACACAUCGUGGAGGAUAUUAAUAAUAAAAUAGCCGAACACUCGACCGAUGAGAAUCCCGGUUUUGUUUCACCUGCAUUUGGCAAUGUUUGCUUUGCCAGUUCUGAGUAUAAUGUUUGUUUCACAUUGAAAUCAUUCGCAGCACUUUACGCGAGGCGAAGUCCAUCGGUUAAUGUCAAUGAAUUUGCAAAACGCUUAUGGGGCGAUAUUUAUUUCAAUUCGAAGACUAGAAAAUUCACCAAAAAACCAGCACACAAUACUGCACAAAGAAGUUUUAUUGAAUUCAUCUUGGAACCAUUGUAUAAAAUUUUCGCUCAAGUUAUCGGUGACGUAGAUUCAACAUUACCUGGUGUUCUGGAUCAGCUGGGAAUUAGAUUAACUUCUGAGGAAAUGAAAAUGAACAUCAGACCGUUAUUGAGAUUGGUUUGCACUCGAUUUCUGGGUGAUAUGUCAGGAUUUGUCGACAUGUGCGUGAGCCAUAUUCCGAGCCCUCAUGAUCAUGCAGCUGUCAAGGUUCAACAUAUUUACACUGGACCAACAGAUUCGCCUUUGGCUCUGGACAUGAUAAAUUGUGAUCCCGACGGAAGACUGAUGAUUCACAGUGCAAAAAUGUACCCGACCGAAGAUUGUACCCUGUUUCACGUUUUGGGACGAGUGAUGUCCGGCACCCUCGAGGCUGGACAACGAGUUCGCGUUCUCGGCGAAGCUUACAGUCGCGUUGACGAGGAAGAUUCACGUGUUCUAACUGUCGGCCGCUUAUGGAUUAGCGAGGCGCGCUAUUCCAUUGAACUGAGUCGUGUACCAGCUGGAAAUUGGGUGCUCAUCGAGGGUAUCGAUAAAUCAAUCGUAAAAACAAGUACAAUCACAGAUCUCACGAGUUCCGACGAUUUAUACAUAUUUCGUCCAUUGAAAUUCAACACACAGAGUGUGAUAAAAAUUGCCGUCGAACCGGUGAAUCCAUCAGAAUUACCAAAAAUGUUGGAUGGCCUGAGAAAAGUGAACAAAAGUUAUCCCCUAUUGGGAACAAGAGUCGAGGAAAGUGGCGAACAUGUUGUACUCGGCACUGGUGAAUUAUAUCUCGAUUGUGCAAUGCACGAUCUACGUCGCAUGUACUCGGAAAUUGAUAUUAAAGUUGCCGAUCCAGUGGUGUCGUUUGCCGAGACUGUCGUCGAGACAAGUUCUCUGAAAUGUUUCGCAGAAACGCCGAAUAAGAAGAAUAAAUUGACAAUGAUUGCCGAGCCAUUGGAGAAGGGAUUAGCCGAGGAUAUUGAGAAUGAAAAAGUAAAAAUUACCUGGAAUAAGAAGAAAUUGGGAGAAUUUUUCCAAACCACCUACGAUUGGGAUUUACUCGCCGCGAGAAGUAUUUGGGCAUUUGGUCCAGACGCAACGGGACCAAAUAUUCUUGUCGACGAUACUUUGCCUUCGGAAGUUGAUAAAUCUUUGUUGAACAGUGCUCGUGACGCAAUUGUUCAAGGCUUCCAGUGGGGAACUCGAGAAGGUCCUCUCUGCGAGGAGCCGAUUCGAAACGUGAAAUUUAAAAUUCUAGACGCUGUCAUCGCCCAGGAACCUUUGCAUCGUGGAGGUGGACAAAUAAUUCCCACAGCACGUCGAGUGGCAUAUUCGGCAUUUUUGAUGGCCACACCACGUCUAAUGGAACCCUAUCUCUUCGUCGAGGUUCAAGCCCCGGCCGAUUGUGUCUCAGCCGUGUACACAGUCCUGGCAAAAAGAAGAGGUCACGUAACGCAAGACGCACCAGUCGCCGGAAGUCCUCUCUACACAAUAAAAGCCUUCAUUCCAGCGAUCGAUAGUUUUGGUUUCGAAACUGAUUUAAGAACACACACGCAGGGCCAAGCAUUCUGCUUAUCAGUCUUUCACCACUGGCAAAUUGUCCCCGGUGAUCCACUCGACAAGAGUAUCACAAUCAGACCACUUGAACCCCAACCGCCCACACAUUUGGCCCGUGAAUUCAUGCUGAAGACCCGAAGACGUAAAGGACUCUCCGAGGAUGUUUCGAUUAAUAAAUUUUUCGACGAUCCCAUGUUGUUGGAAUUGGCCCGACAAGACGUACUUCUCAAUUAUCCAAUGUAAAAUUAAAGUUAUUUUCAAUUACUAUUGACUCUGUAAAUAUGCAAUUUUCACGUCAAUUUUUACCGAAUAAAUUGUUUUUUUUCACUGGAAA
Molecule: messenger RNA, 3177 nt
Organism: Leptopilina heterotoma
Lineage: Eukaryota; Metazoa; Arthropoda; Insecta; Hymenoptera; Figitidae
Product: 116 kDa U5 small nuclear ribonucleoprotein component
Exons: 7
Coding region: 147-3086 (979 amino acids)
Biological process (GO): mRNA splicing, via spliceosome
Cellular component (GO): U2-type catalytic step 2 spliceosome; cytosol; U4/U6 x U5 tri-snRNP complex
Molecular function (GO): GTP binding; U5 snRNA binding; translation elongation factor activity
Source: RefSeq, a predicted model, not a curated record